AUGUGGAACAUCAGGGUUUUAAGAUUCCUGAAAGGCAUCUACCAAGGGAAUGAAAUCCGAGCACAAAAGGUCCAGACCUCCGGGAAGCUGGGCCCACCCCACACAGCCCUCUCUCCGGACACAGCGAAGGGGGUCCCCCCACGUUCCCUGCCCCGCCUGGCGGCCGCACACCUCCCACAGCCCUCGGCCGCCGCCACUGGGAGCCGCCAGUGGCUCCGCCGGGCGCGCACCGGAGAGUUCGGGGGCAGCGAUCGGGGCGGAGACAGCACGGGGUCGGAAACACUCGGGCACCUCCGCCGGCCGCGCAGCUUCUGCCGGGGGAUCCCCGCCUCGGGCGGCAGCGAGCGACUUGAUAUCUGCAAGUUCCCUGCCUUGACAAGGAUCAUCAUGGAUAGUGUGUUCUUAACAGAGGACAAAGCCAAUUCUGUGUUAAAAAGAUACCCAAGAGCCAACACGUUUUUUGAAGAAUUCAGGCAAGGUGACAUAGAGCAUGAAUGCAGAGAAGAAAUCUGUAGCUAUGAAGAAGCAAGAGAAGCAUUUGAAAAUGAGGAAAAAACGAAGGAGUUCUGGAAAGUCUACAAAAAUGGACUUCAGGGAGAAAGUAACACAGGACAUAACUGGUAUUCAUUUUACCUUGCAUUUCCAUUAAUCAUUGGCCUUUUCAUUAUCCUCAUUGUCGUUUUUGUCAUAUGGAGAUGCCUGUUUAAAAAGAAAAUGCGUAGACAGUCGGUGUACGUGCGUAGGGGAGCCCACGAAGCGAUGGGUGACGGUGCAGUGGCUGAUGGCAGAGGGCCCCUUCCACCGCCUCUCAGCAUUGUUCAUUCCCCACAGGAGGAAAUGUAUGAAGUCAGUGGGCUCUCUCCAGGAGGUCUGAGCUAUAUGGAUGGACGGUCAGACUCAAUAUCCACAAGGCUCUCAAACUGUGAUCCUCCUCCUUCAUAUGAGGAAGCCACUGGUGAGAUCAGUUUGAGGAGAAGUGAAACUGAACAACAUUUAGAUCCACCCCCCCAGUACGAAGACAUUGUGAACUCCAGUUCAGCCAGUGCCAUUGCACUCUCUCCUAUUGUCACCAACACUAAGUAAAGCAAGAAGAAUGAUACUGACUUUUCACAAGUUACUAAUUGUUUUGUAGCACUUUAUCUGGGCUUAUUAUGCAUUUCUAUAAUUUAAUGGACUUGUACAAUGAACUUCACUUCUGGUUUAGAUUCACUUGUUCUGUGGGUUUGGGGUUUUUUUCCUCUACAGCAGGUCUUAAAAGAGAAGGAAUCUGUGUUGAGAAUGUAAUGCAGGUGCAAAUGUGGUUCUCUGUCAUGCUUCUCAAAAGUACUUCUGCUUUGAGGGAUGUCACUUGUUUUAUUCUGAGCACUGUCCAUAUUCCCCACAAGAUGCGUGGGAUCCCCUUCCCCUUUCUUUCUGCAAACUGUCAGCAUUGCCUAAAACAGGGAGUCCUUAAGCAACAUUAUAGAUAGUUAGGCUACAGAGGACUGAUUUGGCGGUAUUGCCUCUUGUCUGGUUGAUUACUUUUUCUCACUUGGAUUUUUCUUACAUGCUGCACCCCAUCCUGGGCCCUCAGAAGGCUGAGAAGCAGUAUAUGCCUUGGUGUUCAAACCAGCAUCUCCUUAGAGUAUGAUGGCAUAAUAGCAAUAAUUUCAGAGUCCUAGUAGUAGAGGUGUAUAAAUGUUUAGAAGCUAACAAUUCAAGACAGUAGUUACUAAAUUUAAUAGUGUACUUUUCUGUCUGUAUUCUGCCUUUCCUCGCUGUAUUCCUGUCUUUUUUUACUUGUGUAUUCUAUAGGUAAGAAGUGUGCGUGUUGACUUCAGAACUUGAAAGUUCAUGAGACGGUUAAUAAUGAAAUGCUGAAAGACUCAUGAGCGUAUGAAAUCCUGAUCAUAGUAUAGACUAGGACCAGGAUAUUAUCCAUAAACACAUGAACCCAAAGGUAUUCCUUUCCUUCAUAAAAAGGAAAAAAAUUGAAAGCAUUAGGUGUGUGUGACUUUUUUUUUUUUUUUUUUUUCCCAACCAUGAAAUAAAAACCCUUUCUUCAAAUCCUGGUGGCUAUGAAAAUCCUCUGCAGAGAAUAUAGAUACUUUUUUCCAGAACCAAAUACAUUUGUUGCUUAUUCAUUCCAACAAGGUUCUUCUGUUGCAAAAGCUAACACUAUGCAUUGCAAUAAAAUAAAACAGCUUACAUUUUUCAUUGUUUCUAAGAACAGUGUAGUGUUUUUAUCUAUGACAUGAAUUCUCAAUGCAUGUUCUGUUCUCAGUGUACAGAAGUUGUUUUGUUUUUUCCAGAGCUCUUAGGUUACAGGUGCUCAUCAGAGUAAAAGGUGCUGGGAAGCAUGUUAGUCCAGGCUGGCUCCAGAAGUUGUGUGACCAGCUUGCUUCUGCUGUCACCAAUGAUGAGCUGUGGAAUGCACCUGACAUAGGGCAGAACAGUGAGGAUUCACAUUGCUGGAUUUCUAAGGGCACAACCCAGGCACAGUGCCAAGCAUUAGUUUAGAGUGACUUUUUCGAUACUAGAGAAGAGCAGGUUUCUGACAAACUUGGUGCAGGUAGUAUAGAGUCUUGGACAAAAUAUCAGCCACCUGGUUUAGACACUGAUGAUGUUAAGCUGGUGCAAGCUGUAUUGUGGUGAUUCUUUAUUCCCUGCUUAAUUUAGAAUCAUUGAAUUUUCAGGGUUAGAAGGGACCUUUAAGAUCAUCUAGUUCCAGAUCCCAGUAUGGGCAGGGACACC
Molecule: messenger RNA, 2733 nt
Organism: Calypte anna (Anna's hummingbird)
Lineage: Eukaryota; Metazoa; Chordata; Aves; Apodiformes; Trochilidae
Gene: PRRG1
Product: proline rich and Gla domain 1
Exons: 5
Coding region: 1-1083 (360 amino acids)
Cellular component (GO): extracellular region
Molecular function (GO): calcium ion binding
Source: RefSeq, a predicted model, not a curated record